AUGGCUAGCAUCAUUGCACGUGUGGGUAAUAGCCGGCGGCAAAACACACCCUUGCCACCUUGGGCCCAUUCAAUUUUGAGGUCCCUGGGGAGGAGUCUUGGUCCUUUAAGGGUCCACAUGGCAGAAAGAAAUGUGAAGCUAUUCUCCGGGAGAGUGGUGCCAGCCCAAGGGGAAGAAACCUUUGAAAACUGGCUGAUCCAAGUCAAUGGGGUCCUGCCCAAUUGGAAUAUGUCUGAGGAGGAAAAGCUCAAGCGCUUGAUGAAAACCCUUAGGGACCCAGCCCGGGAGGUCAUGCGUUUGCUCCAGGCCGCCAACCCCAAUCUAAGUGUGGCUGAUUUCCUGCGGGCGAUGAAACUGGUGUUUGGGGAGUCUGAAAGCAGUGUCACCGCCCAUGGUAAAUUUUUUAACACUUUGCAGGCACAAGGGGAGAAAGCCUCCCUUUAUGUGAUCCGUUUAGAAGUGCAGCUCCAGAAUGCUAUUCAGGCAGGGAUCAUAGCUCAGAAAGAUGCAAACCAGACUCGCCUGCACCAGCUCCUUUUAGGAGCUGAGCUAAAUAGGGACCUGCACUUUAGGCUGAAACAUCUUCUCAGGAUGUAUGCAAAUGAUCAGGAGCAUCUUCCUAAUUUCUUGGAGUUAAUCAAGAUGAUAAGGGAGGAAGAGGAUUGGAAUGACACUUUUAUGAAAUCGAAACGGCCCAAAAGGUCUGAGCUAAUCUUGGAGAGGGCAGCAAGCCCUGUAGCAUUUCAGGGGCCCCAGCCAAUAGCAACCAGCAGUGCCGACUGCAACAUGAUAGAGGUAGAUGAUACCCUUGAUGACUUAGAUGAGGAUGUGAUCCUGAUGGAGUCUCAGGACCCUCUACUUACAUCCAUCGAUGCCCCGCCGCUCAGAGGCAGGGCCAGACCUCUCGAUCCAGUACUGGUCACUGAUUCCUCCAACAGUUCCUGGGCUCAAUCUCCUUCCACCAGUGGGGGUUCUGGGUAUAAGAAUAAGGGUCCUGGGGAUAUGCGUAGAGCCAGGAAGUGAAAAUACACAAUCUUCUGUUCAUAUUGUGGUGAGGAGGGCCACUCAAAGGAAACCUGUAACAGUGAGAGCAACAAGGCCCAGGUGAUUGAGAAUCUGAUCAUCACCCUGCAGGAGCUGACACAUACAGAGGAGAGGUCAAAAGAGGUUCCUGGCAAACACAAUGACCUCUCUGGGCCUCUAGUAAGGUGCUAG
This is a messenger RNA of Mirounga angustirostris (Northern elephant seal), 1215 nucleotides long. It is a transcript of the gene ZCCHC18, whose product is annotated as zinc finger CCHC-type containing 18. Lineage: Eukaryota; Metazoa; Chordata; Mammalia; Carnivora; Phocidae. Gene Ontology annotation, cellular component: nucleus. The transcript has a single exon. The record is from RefSeq and is a predicted model, not a curated record.